CUGUAGGGGGCGAUGUCGCUCAGACGUCAACGCUUCCCACACUCUCGUGUCAUCACGUAUUGUCUCGCGGUGUUUACGCCGACAUUUCGUGCAGCAGCAGCCUACGGAGCAGAGAGGAGAGAAGAACAUAGCUCUGUUCAUGAGUUAAACCUCAGUGUGUUUGUUGACAAAUUUCUCGGUUGUAGGGCUGUUGUUUAGCAGUCAGUAUGGCGGUAGUCAUCAGGCUGCAGGGUCUGCCCAUAGUGGCCGGCACCAUGGACAUCAGACACUUCUUCUCUGGCCUAACCAUCCCUGACGGGGGAGUACACAUCGUGGGGGGUGAGCAUGGUGAAGCCUUCAUUGUCUUCGCCACUGACGAAGACGCUCGGCUGGGGAUGAUGCGUACAGGCGGGGCCAUUAAGGGCUCCAAAGUGUCGCUGUUGCUUAGCAGCAAGACAGAGAUGCAGAACAUGAUUGAACUCAGCCGCCGCAGAUUUGAGGCUGGGGCGGGCGCUGGGGAGACGGCCGCACCUACAGCAGGACAUGCCAACCGACAAGCAGGCACCGCCCCCAUACCCACAGUGCACCCAGGGGCAGGGGGGAGAAGCAGUAGCCAUGGAAACCAAGGUUUUGGUAACAACCCCGCCUCAGUGACGGCAGCAAGCUCAUCUCAUGAGCCACCGAGCAACAAGGCAGUAGUCAAUGUGGUGCCCAGCUUCCCCAACAGCUACAGCUCUGCCCCCACAAUAUCCACAGCUAUGGCAUCGCUCAAUGCAUGCCCCCCACCUAUGCCUCCACUUCCCAGCAUGCCUUCCAUGCCCCCCAUGCCCACGCUGCCCACCAUUCCAGUUCCUCCUCCAGUGUCCUCCCUUCCCCCUAUACCUACUGUUUCCCCCAUGUCUCAAGGACCUCCAGUGCCUCCUAUGUCCCACCUCUCCCACAUGUCCUCCCUGCCUCCCUUCAACCCCUCCCUACCUCCCCCAGGAGGCAUGGGCUCCAGCCUCCCUCUUGGUACACCCAACCCCAUGCUGUUCAACCCUCUCUCCCCUCUGGCCUCUCUGGGCCUCCAGGCCCACAUGAAGGCUGCUGCUGCCGCAGCAGCAGGAGCUGGAAUAGCCCAUCCCGAUGAGUUGUUUAUCCUCCUGCAGAAUCUCCCGUUCUCCUGCUCAGAGAUGGAGGUCAGAGAGUUUUUCCGGGGUCUGGGGGUGGAUGGGGUUCGCCUGCUGAGGGAUGGGCAGGGCCGACCAACUGGCAGGGCUAUGGUCAAGUUCUUCUCGCCCCAGGACAGCUUUGAAGCUGUAAAGCGAGGAGGUGGCAUGAUGGGCCAAAGGUUCAUUGAGAUUACCCCGGGCUCUGAGCGGCAGUGGGCCAGCCUCAAUGACGGCAUGAUAGGCCAUGCUCCUCACAAUAGCGGCAAAUCAAUUAACAGCAAUGAGUUACAGGACCAGCAUCACCGCCGUGGUAAUGCUGGGGCAGGAGGCAGGGAUCAGCGAGGAAGGUCACGAUCUCCGCACCGGCAGGAGUUCUGUGUCUACCUGAAAGGCCUUCCCUACGAGGCCGAUAAAAAACAGAUAAAGGAGUUCUUUAACAAUUUGGCCAUCAUGGAGGACAGCGUCUACAUCGCCUACGGACCCAACGGGAGAGCCACAGGAGAGGGCUUCCUUGAGUUUAAAAUAGAACAGGACUACAAGACUGCUCUGGGUGCUCACAUGCAGUACAUGGGCACCCGCUUUAUCCAAGUUCACCCAAUCAGCCGUAAGGGAAUGCUUGAAAAGAUAGACAGCAUUCGCAAACGUGAAUCAUCACAGGGUGAUGGCAAGAACCAGGAUGGCUUGAAAGUUCCCAGGAACUGUGCCCACAUCACUAACAUCCCUUACAAUGUCUCUAAGAAGGAUGUCCGUGCCUUCCUGGAGGGUGUGGGCCUUUACGAGGACACCCUGAAGGUUCUGACAGAUAGCCAUGGCAACGGUUUAGGGCAAGCCAUCUUCCAGCUGCGCACCGAGGAAGACGCCCGCAAAGCUGAAAGACUGCACCGUCAAAAACUCAACGGCCGCGAUGCCUUUGUCCACCUGGUAACGUUUGAGCAGAUGAAGGAAAUUGAGAGGAAUCCUCCUCCCCAGAAUAAGAGGGGACAACGCAACCAGAACCAGCAGAACCAAAAUCAGAACCAGCACCCGCAAGCCCAGCCCUCUCCGCAGCAACCCCAGAUUAACCCAUUUGCGGGAAUUAGUGGGGAGGAGUUUAACUUUCUCAGAAACACCAUGGGGAACCUAAACAGUGCCCCCUUUGUGACUCCAUUCUCAGCCCCAGGGAACGGGCUGGCAGGCCCUCCUCCUCUCCCUCCUCUGGCAGCAGGGCUGGGUGAUGUGAAUCUAGGUGUGGCUCCUCCUCUUAUUGCUGGUCUUCCUGGAGCUUCGAUACUGGAGCCACCGGGCUUUCGACCUGGAGGUGCAGGAGGAGCUCCGUUCAGCCAGGACGGGCUUAGGGGGUUGGGGCCCUUUGACAAUGUCAACAGAAAAGGAGGUGGAGGAGGUCAGACUAGAGGGGGAGGGGCUAACAACAAUCAAGGACGUCCAGGGGGUGGAGCUACUGGUGGACCGCAGGGUUUCACUCCAGGAGCUGACGGUCUCCGUAACCAGCCGGCUCCUGGAGGAUCUAACAAUCCCAACAGUCAACGCGGUGCUCCCGGCCCAACAAUUGUAAAGCUUCAGAAUAUGCCAUUCACUGUAACCGUGGAUGAGAUCAUGGACUUUUUCUAUGGUUACCAGGUGCUGCAAGGCUCAGUCUGCCUGCAAUUCAGUGAGAAAGGACUGCCAACCGGCGAGGCCAUGGUGGCCUUCCAGAACCACGAGGAGGCCACUGCCGCUGUAAUGGACCUCAAUGACCGACCUAUUGGAGCACGCAAAGUCAAGAUAAGCCUGGGUUAAAGCCCCACCCAAAAGGGACUGACUAUAAUUUAAACAUGAACAUGUUACACCUACCUGGAUCAACCAUCCAGGUGAACAUAAGCCAACUCGAACCAUACCGGAUUCUGUACUCACACUUAACAGCCCAGUUUUGACCUUGCUCUACUGCUGACUGUCAGUCAUUACUGCAGCCCCUCUUCCUUUGUGUAGAUAAUGGCAGGUAAGCCCCGCCCCCUGACUCUGAUCCACACUUUGCUCUUUUCUGCAGCUCCUCCACUGACUGGUAGCACAAACUGAUUAUGAUGAUUAUGUUGAUGUUGGCAAUAUUUUGGGCCUCUCUUUCAAAUGUUUCAAACGUUUCCAAUGCAGUUUUUUGUCACAUCAUGUCCAGAGCUGACACACUGAACAUACUCACCUGUUUUGUUGUUCUGGUAACAUCAUGAUUUAUAAUGAGGUUGACAAACAUUGUUGCUGUAUGCGCUUAACUAUGCGUGCUGCUGUGGUUUAAAAUGUACAUGCUCUGUUGCUAUGGUAAAUCAUGCUGUAGAUGAAAAGCCUUUCUACCACGGUGAAGUGUUGGUUCUGUUUUCACAUCCUCUGUUGCUUUGUUAAAAUUAUGAUAAAAAGCUAUGUUGCCAUGAUGAAAUGUUUAUGCUUUGUUGCUAUGGUAAAAAAUAAUACCGACAUCAAGUUCUGUUGCUACUGGUAAAAUGUUGAAACAAUUCUGAGCUGUGACACUGCUCUGUUGCUAUGUGGAGGAUGUGGGAUGGACAGAUUGCUGACUCAUGUUUUAUUUUGUAAAUAAUGACUUUUGGCCGCUGAAUCUUUUUCCUCAGUCACAUUUUCUGAUGUUGCUGUGUUUGAACAAUGCCCCCUCCCUUUCUGCAGCACAUGCUCAAUAGGUGUUUGGACUGCGCUGAGAUGAAGUCUGUAGCGUUUUUUAGUUUGGUAGCUUUUUGUUCCAUCUAUGUUUGAUAAUGUUUUGGAUGUUUCCACCUUAAAGCUUAAUUUUGUUUCUAUUGUCAGUGUGAACAAACUUGUAUGAUCGUAUAACCAUACAUAUGUGGAGUCUCCUUUGCUUUGGCUAAUAAAAGGACGUCCCUGAUGCUCA
This is a messenger RNA of Cottoperca gobio, 3996 nucleotides long. RefSeq names its product copine I (gene cpne1). Gene Ontology annotation, molecular function: RNA binding; calcium-dependent phospholipid binding. The coding region runs from base 207 to 2906 and encodes 899 amino acids. Gene Ontology annotation, cellular component: plasma membrane. The transcript is spliced from 2 exons. Gene Ontology annotation, biological process: cellular response to calcium ion; regulation of canonical NF-kappaB signal transduction; positive regulation of tumor necrosis factor-mediated signaling pathway. Lineage: Eukaryota; Metazoa; Chordata; Actinopteri; Perciformes; Bovichtidae. The record is from RefSeq and is a predicted model, not a curated record.